UGCAACGAAAAUGCAUAGUAGACAGCUGCAUGUCCUUUAGGGGUUGCGGUGAGUCCUUUAUCUGAACGAACUAACGCACGAGCAUAAGUAUGUGCGUAUGUCGAUAUAGAUGCCACUGGGUAAAGUAAUAUGAAGCCGGCACUCAAGGAAAGUAAUAUUAAAUUUAUCAUUUACUCAAUAAAUAGAAAAAAUAUUAUUUUAUAUUGCCAAUUGAUUGAGCAAUGCAAAUACAAUUGUAUAAUCUAGCAGCUCAUCAACAAACGCAAAGAUGGUGUCCUUGACAGUGGUUUCCAGGUAGCGUUCAGCCUAGCUACGUAUAUAUACAAACAUACAUCGUUCGACUGCUUAAUAUACAUAAAUAUGUACUUGUUAAAUAUAUACAUCAAAACACCUAGCUACCUUAGCGUAGAGACCAAGCAAGCAACCUGAGCAACAGCAUAAACAAGCCAUAAUUUCCCAACCCACUUUUCAGUGCAUAUCUAUUUAGUAAGUGUCUACAGCUAAUGCUUGGUUAAGAUAUUCGUACAGUUGAUUUACUACACGGCAAACACAUCAUUUGAGGUGUAAAGCGAUUCAUAAUCCAUUGUGUCAACAGAACCUCAACAAGGUACUUCAUCUCAAAUAACAAUAGUCAACGACAACAAAGCAUAAUGAUUUCACGUCGCGAUAAGCUUUUGAAUUUGCCUUGGACACAACAACGUUACGAACACCAUCGUGCCAAUCUCCGUUCAGCUAAACCGGCCAUCGAUAUGCGUACACCACCCAUUUACUCGCAUGUCAUACUCAAGCCGAAGAAGGUGCAAAACGAGAAGGAGCGUUUGCAACGCAUUGAAGUGGAGAAUGUGCGACUCUUGCAGAAAUUGGGUGAUAUUAUGAAGACGAAACGUAUGUCGGAUUUGUGGCUGGCACCGAGACCCAAUUUUUUAAAUCGUGAAAAGUUAUUUGAAACACGCCCUUAUUCGAGUUUACCGAAAUUGAUUACUAUCUAUGGUCCAACGUCUCCAGAACUUGAAACGAACGCACCAAGCGCUUUGAAGUCGCCGAAUUCAAAAUUGUCGCGCCGAUGUCCGACUUGUAGCGGUAGACCCGAGCGCACGCAAGUGGUCAUUCCCGAAAAGCGCAUCCCUUGGGAGCCGCCGCGUAUUUCUCGAAAUGUACAAUAUGAGAAGAGCUGUACAACUAAAAGAUGUUUACAUUGUGGCCACCCUAAGAAGGUGGUUGGAAGGAAAACGAAUUCAAUGGAGGAAGAUUGAUAAAAAGAUGGUUAGAAGAGCAAAUUAUAUUAAAAUAAGUACGAGAGAGCGGUUUGAGAGAAUGAUGAGCAAUAACUGCAUAUAAUUUUCAGAUUAUGGCCACGAAGAUACUAAAAAUCAUAAAGCUUAAACUUAUUAAAAAUAUUUGAAAUAAAAAUUUUGUUCAUAAUUCCUUAAUAAAAGAACUAAAAUUUUGUAAUAUUUUGAGUUAUGCACUUCUAUUGUCAAAAACUAAAGUACUUUUUUGCGCAUAAAACAAAUGCCAUAGAGAACUUUUGUAUGUAAUAAAUGACUUAAAGAGCGUUUAAGUGCAUAAGUAAUUGCCAACCUGCCAAGUGAUUCAU
This is a messenger RNA of Zeugodacus cucurbitae (melon fly), 1597 nucleotides long. RefSeq lists its product as uncharacterized. The transcript has 3 exons. The record is from RefSeq and is a predicted model, not a curated record. The coding region runs from base 651 to 1253 and encodes 200 amino acids. NCBI's taxonomy places the organism in Eukaryota, Metazoa, Arthropoda, Insecta, Diptera, Tephritidae.